AUGCAGUCCCAUAUAUUCAAUUAUGCAUUAAUAUUAACAUUUAUAUUACAACUUGUAUCUUCAUUACAUAUGGAAAUUCCAUCAUUACCAAAUCCAGAUCCAGUCUGUAUUCGUGAUUUCGUACAAGAAAAUCAAAUGGUAACAGUAAAUAUAAAUACAGAUGGUUCAAAGGGAGAUGGACAAAGAUUAGAUAUUAAAAUAACUGAUUCUUUAGGAAAUAAUUAUGCAACAAGAAAAGAUAUUGUAGGAAAUGUUAAAUUAGCAUUUACUUCACAUAAUAAUGCUGCUAUAGAUGUAUGUUUUAUUAAUUAUUUAGAAGCAAAAUGGAAACAUCAUGGUGCAAGAUCAAAUUCAAUAAGAUCAGUUGAAUUAGAAAUUGAAAGUGGUGCAGCUGCAAGAGAUUGGAAUGCUUUACAAGCAAGUGAAAAAUUAAAACCUAAUGAAUUAGAAUUGAAAAAAAUUGAAAGUUUAACUGCUGAAAUUGUUGAAGAAUUACAAUAUUUAAAAUCAAGAGAAGAAAGAAUGAGAGAUACUAAUGAAUCUACAAAUUCAAGAGUUAAAUGGUUUUCAAUAAUUAUUAUAUUGUCAUUAAUUGGAUUUGGAGCUUGGCAAAUUCAAUAUUUAAGACAUUAUUUUAAAGUAAAACAUAUUAUUUAA
Messenger RNA from Lodderomyces jiufengensis, 657 nucleotides. RefSeq names its product Erv25p (gene ERV25). The transcript has a single exon. Lineage: Eukaryota; Fungi; Ascomycota; Pichiomycetes; Serinales; Debaryomycetaceae. The record is from RefSeq and is a predicted model, not a curated record. Bases 1 to 657 code for a protein of 218 amino acids. Gene Ontology annotation, cellular component: COPII-coated ER to Golgi transport vesicle; Golgi apparatus; endoplasmic reticulum. Gene Ontology annotation, biological process: Golgi organization; intracellular protein transport; endoplasmic reticulum to Golgi vesicle-mediated transport.